AUGUCAUAUGGAGAACCCAAAUUAGGUGUUGUAGACAGAACCCUUCGCAAAGUAGUUUCCGUUUUAGGAAACCAGAUAAAAAGUAUAAUCUUGAAGGCUUCAUUAGAAAUGCUUCCUUCAUUCAAAGAUGAGUUUGGCAAGUUGUUGACUACCCUUGACAAUGUGGGGGCAAACGUCUCAUCUUUACAAGCUAUGAUCGAUGUACUUAUGAUGACCGCAAUUGACUAUUAUUCAGCACACUCUACUUACUCCCAAAAGCUGUCUCCCGAGGUUCAAAUUGAUUGUUUAGCUAUUGUUGACUCUUCACUUUCUAUCAAGGAUUAA
This is a messenger RNA of Prunus armeniaca (apricot), 324 nucleotides long. NCBI's taxonomy places the organism in Eukaryota, Viridiplantae, Streptophyta, Magnoliopsida, Rosales, Rosaceae. The record is from the annotation of a GenBank genome assembly.